Penicilliopsis zonata CBS 506.65 is the source of this 3217-nucleotide messenger RNA. RefSeq lists its product as hypothetical. Gene Ontology annotation, biological process: regulation of transcription by RNA polymerase II; DNA-templated transcription. Gene Ontology annotation, molecular function: RNA polymerase II cis-regulatory region sequence-specific DNA binding; zinc ion binding; DNA-binding transcription factor activity, RNA polymerase II-specific. Gene Ontology annotation, cellular component: chromatin. The transcript has 8 exons. The record is from RefSeq and is a predicted model, not a curated record. The coding region runs from base 241 to 2796 and encodes 851 amino acids. Lineage: Eukaryota; Fungi; Ascomycota; Eurotiomycetes; Eurotiales; Aspergillaceae.
CUCACUCGAAAUAAUUUUUUUAAGGAAAAAAAUACAGAUUUCCUUGAUUCCUAGUUAUUCCUUCUCAUCAUUAAGUCAUGAACACGGGACUGACUAGUCCAUUCCAAUCUCCCCCCUUUCUCUCUCUCUCUCUCUCAUCACCACCACCACCACCACCAACCGAACCAAACCAACGAACCACCAAGUAACCACCGGCGAGCUGGCGAUGCCAUCAAUCUCGCCUUCUAUGCGCGUCUCGCCAUGGUCUUGAAGAAGUGCACCAUCUGCGACCGCCGCUUCAAGAAGACAGAGCACUUUAAGCGCCACGAGCGCUCGCAUACCAAAGAGCGUCCGUACGAGUGCCAGGUCUGUCAUAAGCGGUUUUCGAGAAGUGACGUCCUUGGUCGACACGCAAAAGGCCACAAUCAAGCGAACGGAGCGACAGUCCGCAGCAGGAAUAAUGCCGUUGAUGAGUCGGCACAGGCCUCGCGACCGUCUGCGAUGGCGGCCACGGCGGCUAUGCCCGGUGUUGCUCUGAAUCAUAAUAAUAAUAAUGAUGAUCUCCAUACUCUCCCCGCACGCGUCGAUGGGCUCACCGGAACCCCCCACCAGGCGGCCGCGACGAUGACCUCUCUACCCCCCGCGAACAUUCCGUCAUCGUCGUUGGGCUUCCUCGCCGAUAUCUCCUCUCACCAGCGCCGGACGGAACCGCGGCUCGACCCCUCGACGGCCAUCGAGGGCCAGCAACCGUCGUAUCUCGGGUGGAACGAGGUUGUAUCGCUGCAUCCGCCGGGGCUGCGGGCGCCUGACCCGAUGCCGAACGAUCUGUUACAGCUGUGGUUGGAGCCGUGUGCGGAGAGCGGAUCGCAGGCCAGCUUCGGGGACCAGCAGGGCACGCCGCAGCCCGGCGACAGCAUCCGGACCGGCGACGACAUCCCCAACGAGCGGUUUGCCAAGGUCCAGCGCUGCUGGAUGGCUCCCUCGAACCACAAAGGCCGGCUAAUGAACACGCUCUGGCGAGACCUCGCCACCUGCUCGCUCGACAGUAUCUUCUCCGCCCAGCAACCAGAGGACCAGCCGUCCUUUUUCCCCGACCAGCGAGUCGACUUGGGUGAGGCUCUGCGCUACGGUCUGGACGAGGAGUGCAGACAGCACCUGCUCGCCAUGUUUGGUCCGCUGCGUCUCGUUCACCACCCGCAGCUGGAUGAUUCGAAUCCAGACUCCCAUCUUCCUCCUCAUCAUCUUUCACCAGCGGCCACCACCGCCGCCAAUCCCGCAUCCUUCCCGCCAGUCGAGGUACUCGAUAUGGCGCUCGACCUGUACUUCCGCAACUUUCAUCCCCUCGUGCCCUUUGUGCAUCUGCCUUCCUUCUACGCGAAAAGGACGCGUCUCCCUCUGCUCUACGUCAUGUGUCUGAUAGGCAUGGUCAUGCUGGGAACCAAAGGCACUACCGACUUUGUUUCGAGGAAUUUCACCUCGGUUCUCGACAAGCUCACCGUAGAGUUGACGCGGUGCUCGCUGGGGGCAAACCACCCUAUAGACACUAUGUCGACAUUCGCCGCGGCUCUUUUGUUUCUUCACCUUGCUGCUUUGACGGGGGAGAAAGACCAUCUGGAACAGUGUCAGAUGCUCUACGUAAAUCUCAUGUCGAUCGCACAGCGACAUGGAUUGUUCGCGGCAAACGAAGGUCAGAUCCUAGACAUGAGUCUCUUUGAGGCGGUCUCGGAUAUGGACUUGCGGUGGAAAGCCUGGAGCAGGGUCGAAGCGGUCAAGAGGCUGAUCGUCGCUCUCUUGUUACUCGACUCAUGGUACUCUUCGUUUUUCUCGACCGGUCCCAUCAUCGUGCCCGACUCGGUACAGCUUAUACUGCCGUGCGACAGCUCGCUUUUCCGAGCCUCUAAUUCCAUGCGGUGGAUGCAGCUGGUCCAUAGCGGCAAGCGCAUCUUGAUGCCCACGGUGAUGGCUCCGUCGGAGAACAUCGAGCUGCCGAAAUUAGAAAGCUCCGUCGAUGGCUUCGGCGUGCAUGCGGUGCUGGCGAUGAUUGAGCUUCGAUUGACGGAAUCCUACCAUCGCCUGCUGUCGAACCGGGCGCACUACCCUUUCGCUCCCUGCCACACGUAUGCCAUGGACGGACGGGCCAGAUGCCUCCCAUCUCUGCAGCUGCAGGUUGCGAACCACUAUGGAGAGAUGCUUGAGCGGCUCACGCCGAACUCGACCAUCAUGUGGCAUCACAUGUGCAUGAUGUUGACGGCAGACAUCCAAAUCUUUGAAUUGGCCGCGGGUCGGGCGGGGCCUGGACCAGCCCGCAAGGCCCUGGACGAUGUCGCAGCCUGGUCGCAGACACCCGCGGCGCGCCGGGCCUGUCUGCACGCCGCACAAAUCUACCGGGCCAUGACCAAUCGCAAAGCGUCGGACCACACCAUGUUUCACUCGGUGGUCUCGCUGUUCAACGCCGCCCUGGUCCUCGGUCUGUAUACGUUCAUGGUGCCGCCGUCGGCCGAGUCACAGGUGGGCACGAGCUCCAUCGAAGUGUUUGACGACAUCGACUGGAAGCAGGUCGGGUCGGAAGGGUUCACCAGCUUCAUGGAACCGCUGGGCAGCCAGUCGUUCGCCCCGAGCGACGACGCAGUCGUCAAUUUCAUCCGCAACGGAGGCACCAUCUACCUGCGCGGAGUUCCCUUUCGCGGCGGCUAUCUCUCUGCGCGACGCAUUCUGCUCGACUAUGCAGGCCUCUUGAAAGACGCAGGCAAAUGGAGUGUUCGCAAAUUCUCCUAUGUCCUGCACAUCAUGAGCGACGUAUUGAUGGAUGUUGACUAGUUUAUAUAUAUAUAUAUAUAUAAAAAAGAAAUGAUUACCUCCUUGCUAUAGUUAUCUACUGUACAUUAUUCAGUUUUCUAGAGAGUCACCCGAACAAGACCUCCCUCUCCUCCGGCGUCAUGUAGACGCUCAACGCGUGCUUCCACCCAUCGAUAAUCUCCGACUCGCUGCCACGCGCAAUUCCACGCUGCCCACGCCCGCGACGCGCGCCACGCCCGCCCGUCCGUCCUUCACAGCCCGGUACGUCGUGAAGGCGCCUCGGUCUUUGGCAUAAUGGCUGUUCCCACUGACUAGCAUCCAGUCCCAGCAGCGACGGGGCGGGGCGUGGAACCGUUUUUGCCUUUUGGCGAUGGGCGAGGUGGAGUCCAUAUUGUUGGAUUAUUUACUUAUUAGGGAUUUUAAAGAUAGUUGUAAUUGCUUC